Cariama cristata (Red-legged seriema) is the source of this 1089-nucleotide messenger RNA. It is a transcript of the gene SUDS3, whose product is annotated as suppressor of defective silencing 3 homolog (S. cerevisiae). The annotation marks the transcript as partial. Gene Ontology annotation, molecular function: histone deacetylase binding. Gene Ontology annotation, cellular component: Sin3-type complex. NCBI's taxonomy places the organism in Eukaryota, Metazoa, Chordata, Aves, Cariamiformes, Cariamidae. The record is from RefSeq and is a predicted model, not a curated record. Gene Ontology annotation, biological process: negative regulation of transcription by RNA polymerase II. The transcript is spliced from 11 exons.
AUACUGAGGAUGCCAGUGAAACCGACCUGGCAAAACAUGAGGAAGAGGACUUUGUAGAAAUGAAAGAACAGAUGUAUCAGGACAAACUGGCAUCUCUUAAGAGGCAAUUACAACAAUUGCAGGAAGGUACUCUUCAGGAAUAUCAGAAAAGAAUGAAAAAGUUGGACCAGCAGUACAAAGAAAGGAUACGAAAUGCAGAGCUGUUCCUCCAGCUGGAAACAGAUCAGGUGGAAAAAAAUUACGUCAAGGAAAAGAAGGCAGCAGCAAAGGAGUUUGAAGAUAAGAAAGUUGAGCUUAAGGAAAAUUUGAUUGCAGAGUUGGAAGAGAAAAAGAAGAUGAUUGAGAAUGAAAAGCUAACCAUGGAAUUAACAGGAGAUUCAAUGGAAGUGAAGCCUAUUAUGACAAGGAAACUGAGGCGACGACCAAAUGAUCCAGUUCCUAUCCCAGACAAGAGGAGGAAACCUGCCCCUGCUCAGCUAAAUUAUUUGUUGACUGAUGAGCAAAUAAUGGAAGAUCUGAGAACGCUGAAUAAGCUUAAAUCACCCAAGAGGCCAGCCUCUCCAUCUUCUCCUGAACACCUCCCAGCUACACCAGCAGAGUCUCCAGCGCAGCGGUUUGAAGCCCGGAUAGAAGAUGGAAAACUCUACUAUGAUAAGAGAUGGUACCACAAGAGCCAGGCUAUUUACCUGGAGUCUAAAGAGAACACUAAGAUCAGCUGUGUGAUCAGUUCUGUGGGCGCCAACGAGAUCUGGGUGAGAAAAACCAGUGACAGCACAAAGAUGAGGAUCUAUCUGGGACAGCUGCAGCGAGGUGUUUUUGUGAUUCGUCGACGAUCAGCUGCGUGACUGUAUGCUCUUCCUUGGUCUUUUUUUUUUUUUUAAACUGAUAGACAAACCUCUAACGGGGAAUGGCAGUCUGUUCGUUCAUCUUAGCAGCAGAAAACACUGUCAUGACCUCUUACAAGACAGUUUGUGGCUGGCCACAUAAUCCCCGGUAGUCCUUAAAUCUUUAGUGAUACCCAAGCACUGCCCUGGACUAUUUCUGGAUUUUGCAUCAAGCUUCUGUAUGCUUUCUUUAUAUUUUGGGUGA